Molecule: messenger RNA, 2710 nt
Organism: Scatophagus argus
Lineage: Eukaryota; Metazoa; Chordata; Actinopteri; Scatophagidae
Gene: cep83
Product: centrosomal protein 83
Exons: 16
Coding region: 183-2348 (721 amino acids)
Cellular component (GO): centrosome
Source: RefSeq, a predicted model, not a curated record
AGCUUCCAGGUAGCAGUAGAGCUUACCGCAUUAAUUCGGUCUGAAUUUUGUUUGGAUCGUAGUAUUUGCAUUUUCUUGCAUGUCUAAAUCAUGCAAAAGGUAGUUCGUUUUAAGUCUAGUACCCAGUGGAAAGUGUCCGACAACGGACGCACUGAGCUAGCUUAGCAUAUUGCUGAGGUGAGAUGACAUCCUCCACCUUCGGCCAGUCGGCCAAUCUCGUUCCAAACCUGGAGCCCGGGAUCGGGAAGUCUGCAGCCAUGCUGGGCUUGUCUGCUGGGUUGGGGGCAACAGAGAUGGAGCUGCAGAAGAUGUUAAUCGAUGAGCGGAUGAAGUGCGAGAACCACAGGACCAAUUACCAGACACUCAAAGCUGAACAUGCGAGCUUGCAGGAUGAGUUUACCCGGGCUCAGGGUGAACUGAAGCGCCUGCUGAGUGACAGACAGGCUCAGCAGGAGAAACUGCAGCUGCUGUUGGCUGAGCUACGGGGGGAGCUGCUGGAUAAAACCAGAGAGCUGGAAGAGCUGCGACUGCAGGUGAUGACCCCUCAGCGGCUGGAGUUGCUCAGAGCUCAGGUUCAGCAGGAGAUGGAGGCUCCAGUCAGAGAGAGGUUCAAUAAACUGGAAGAGGAGACGGAGAAGUACAGGUCUGAGUACAACAAGUUGCGGUAUGAGUGCACCUUUUUAAAGUCUCAGUUGGACCAUCAGAGAGAUGAACAUGCUCGCACACUGGAGGAGAGGCGCAUCCGCUAUGAAGCAGAGAUCUCCCGUCUGGAACAGGACAGGGAGGACCUGGUGGCUCAGUACCAGGGUUCAGAUCCACUGUGUGAUGGGAAACGAGUGGAGGCUCUGCUGAGGGAGAAAGCUCAGCUCCACCUGCGGCUGAAGGGCUUGGAGGCGGAGGUGGCCGAGCUUCGUGCCCAGAAGGAGAACUCGGGCCAGCAGGCGGAGAACGUUCAACGCAUCCAAAUCAGACAGCUAACAGAGUCUCAGGCUGCACUGAAGUCUCUAGAGGCGGAGCGUCAGUCGUUGCGUCAGCAGCUGGAGCGCAUGGAGAGCGAGCUUCACGCCAGCCACGAGCAGAACAGCCAGCUCACCGGACGCCUGCACAAAGCUGAGAGGGAGGUCAACUCCCUCGCCGGCCAGAUUGAAAGCCUGAAGCAUUCACACAAAUUGGAGGUGGCCAGCAUCAAACUGGAGUGCACCCGCUCUAAAGGGGAGUUAGAGAGGGAGAGAGACACACUGCACGGGCAGAUUGAUGGUCUGCAGGCAGAUGUGGAGCUGCUGAAGACCGCAGUGGAGCGACAUAAGGAGGUUCUGGUGGAGAAAGAGCGGGAGAUGGUCAGGAAGGUGCAGUCAGCCCGUGAGGAGGAGUUCCGUAAAACUACAGCCUUGCACGAGGAAAAGUUGGAGUUGGAGAACCGUCUUUCUGCUCUGGAACAGCAGAGGGCGCUGCAGGACGCUGCAGACCAUGCCCAGAGGGAGGAAUGGGAGGAACGUCUUCGCAGCACCCAACAUGGAGAGGAGUCGGCCCGCAGGGAGCUGCAGAACCUCAGAACCAAACUGCAACAGCAAAGCUCCCAGCUUGAGGAAAUGGAGAGACAGAAGACAGAGAUCACUGACCUACAGCAACAGAACCAGGAACUGGGUGUCCAGCUGGGGACACUGUCUCACUCCGAAAGUGACCUGAUGGAGACAAACCAGCGACUGAGAGAAACGCUGGACAGGAUCAGGGAGGAGCUGAGGACGGCCCGAGCCCAGGCUGAGAGGAGCCAGCAGGAGGCCGAGAGGCUGGUGGAGGACCGUCAGGUGGAGUGGUUGGAGGAGAAACACAAGCUGCAGGAGCGAGACGCUGAGCUGCAGCAGAAAUACUCUCAGGUGAAAGAGAAACUGCAGAGGGCGGCAGUGGCCCAGAAGAAGAGGAAAACACUAACAGAGAACAGAGAGAAGAGACUGCAGGAUAAGAUCCAGCUGCUGGAGGCCAAAGUAGAGGAGCUCCAACUGGAAGCUGUGGCAGCCAAGAAACGGUCAUCUUUCUCAGAGGAGCAAGCUCAACUUAGCAGACGGUUGAAGGAGCUGCAGCGACGACACAACGAGUUUCGACGCCUCCUAUUGGGUGGCCAGGGUCCCUAUGGUGCCAGCCCUGCCUUCCUGACCUCAUCAGCCACGCCCUUCCUCCUCCUCGGGUCUGAGGGACCAUUGACCAACAUCCCAGAGGAGCAGCAUCAGAGGGAACUAUCUCUGCUCCGUCGGAGGCUGGAGGACCUGGAAAGCGCGCAGCAGCAGCAGCUGGAGGAACUGGGAUCUCUGGUGCAGAGGGACCGGGAGUCCACACCCCAGCCUGACCUCUGAACCUCGCCCCCCGUUAAGGACUUGUACUUGUAAUGUGGCAUUGUUUUUGUCACACAAAGGACACCAACAAUGUUUGCAUAAAAAUGGAAGCAUUAUUUAUAACUGUAUUUCCAUAGUUUUGUCAACAUUUGCAGGUAUUUCUAAUUUUGCAAAGUACCUCACCACCUUUUUAACUGACCAUGACAUCCUCAGGGUUUGAUGUUGUACCAAGAAUGCUUGUUGUUUACACAUAUCUAAGCCACUCUGAAAGAAAAAAGGUUUAUAGGCUGUGAAUUGCACUCUUUAUACAGACUACUGAUGUCUGUAUAAACAUCCAACAAGUUUAACAUACUGAAACAAUAAUGGUUUAAAGUUGAACACUU